This is a messenger RNA of Debaryomyces hansenii CBS767, 2805 nucleotides long. It is a transcript of the gene PHO87, whose product is annotated as SPX domain-containing inorganic phosphate transporter. Gene Ontology annotation, biological process: monoatomic anion transmembrane transport; phosphate ion transport; polyphosphate metabolic process. NCBI's taxonomy places the organism in Eukaryota, Fungi, Ascomycota, Pichiomycetes, Serinales, Debaryomycetaceae. The transcript has a single exon. Gene Ontology annotation, molecular function: phosphate transmembrane transporter activity. The coding region runs from base 1 to 2805 and encodes 934 amino acids. Gene Ontology annotation, cellular component: membrane. The record is from RefSeq and is a predicted model, not a curated record.
AUGAAGUUCUCUCAUUCUCUUAAAUUUAAUGCUGUUCCUGAAUGGGCGGAUAGUUACAUAAACUACACUGGGCUCAAAAAAGCAAUUUACAAACUUCAACAAGACCAGUUGAAUAACCAACCACAAGAUGGGUCAAUAGAGAUUAAUAGCGUUAAUCCCGCCACUGUCACGGACUUGGUAAAUGAAUCUAAGGUCCAGGCACCAAAAAAUAAGGCUGAAAAUGGAUCAAGCGAUAAAAAAUUUUCAUCCAGGUUGAUCAGCAGGUUUAGAAAACAUGGGCCUGAUGUUGACGACGAUGAGAAGGCUGUUGGAAGUUCGACCGUUGAUGCACGUUUGGGAAAUUAUAAUGGUUCGAAAGAUGAAAAAAGUCAAUCUAUCGAGUCUUUCACGGUUGAUUUGGAUAAUUCCACAAUCGUUACCUUUGACGAAGAGAAAACCAAAUAUAACGACCAGAAGUCGUCGAAUUUUGAUCCGUUGAAGGUUUUUACCAAGCAAUUAUUGAUCGAAUUAAGUAAAAUCAAUGAAUUUUACCUCUCAAAGGAACUGGUUGUAUUUCAAGACUACGACAAUUUGGUUCGCGAUUUGGAAAGUAAUCACAUCAACAUUGAUGAGUUAUUUAAGACGACACAAGCUUACCAACACGAAUUUGGUCCUAUAGAACAUUCUUCUAAAGAACCUGUUUCAAGAGUUGCAUCCUUAAAUUACGCUGACUAUGAAAACCAUGGUUUUGAAAAGCCUAAUGGCGGAGUUGUCGAAGUCGAGAGGUAUUCGGAUGACGAUGACGACGAUGACGAUGAUGACGAUGACGAUACCCAUAGCCAGAAUUCGGCUUUAUUAAAUCAUACUGAUUUCAAUGUUAAACAACAAAAGCGAAUUACCUUGAAAAAGAAGUCUAUUAGUUUAUUCAUCGCUUUGUCAGAGUUGAAAUCUUACAUUGAAUUAAAUAAGAUUGGUUUUACCAAGAUUACUAAAAAAUUCGACAAGACAUGCAAUUACGCAAUUAAAAUAGAUUUUAUUGAAAACUUUUUGCCUACUACUACAAAAACAUUCACACCAGAGACAUUAAAGAGUGUCGAUCAUAAAAUUAAUAAAAUCAUCAUAAUUUAUUCCCUUUUGUCUGGAAACUUGUCAACAAAAACUACGAAGCAAGAUUUAGAGAAUAUUAGGGUAGAGUUGAGAUCCCAUUUGCGUGAACAUAUUGUUUGGGAACGUAAUACCGUCUGGAAGGAUUUACUUUCGUUAGAAAAGAAAUCUUACAAUCUACACCUAGAUAAUGAAGCUACCAGGUCUAACAAAAUGGGAGAUGAAGGUUCUAUCAAUUUAAUGCACUUAAAUUGGACCAGAUUAAAUUUCCCUUUUGGUUGGUCUAUAUUUGGACAUACUAGUAUGAUUGUUCCUUCUUGUUUAUUAACUUGGCAAAUUGUUAAGCUUAUUGUUAUUAUUACCACUUUCGUGGUAUUAAUGUGCGUCAAGACUUUUAAUGACCUAGAACAACAACGUUGUCUUGCAGUUUUAGUUGCAUCGGCCAUGCUUUGGGCUUCAGAAGCGUUACCAUUGCAUAUCACUGCAAUGUUGGUUCCUUUAUUGGUUGUUACUUGCAAAGUCUUGAAAAAUGAAGACGAUGGCAAGCCUAUGUCUGGACCUGAUGCCUCGAAAUAUAUCUUGAGUACUAUGUGGUCUUCGGUGAUUAUGCUUUUAAUGGGUGGUUUUACAUUAGCUGCAGCAUUAUCUAAAUAUAAUAUUGCUAAAGUUAUUUCUUCCUAUAUUUUAGCAGUUGCUGGAACUAAACCCAGAAAUGUAUUAAUCUCCAUCAUGAGUGUUUCAUUAUUCUUGUCCAUGUGGAUUUCCAAUGUGGCUGCCCCAGUUUUAUGUUAUUCAUUGAUUCAGCCUGUUUUAAGAACUUUGCCAACUGAAUCCCCGUUUGCGCAGGCCUUGGUCUUGGGUAUUGCAUUAGCUUCAAAUGUUGCUGGUAUGGCUUCCCCAAUUGCAUCCCCACAAAAUAUGGUUGCCAUUGAAUCAAUGAAUCCAAAUCCUGGUUGGGGAAAGUGGUUUGCUGUUGCAUUACCUGUUUCAAUUAUUGCUAUGGUUGGAAUUUGGGUUGAAUUGAUAUUGACAUUCAAAAUUAACACAGUCAAAAUCAUGGCCUAUAAGCCAAUAAAAGAAAAAUUCACAACAAAACAGAUUUAUAUCAGUCUUGUCACCAUCGGGACCAUUAUAUUGUGGUGUGUUUUGUCUGAACUAGAAGGCGUUUUUGGUGAAUCUGGUAUUAUUUCAAUUAUUCCAAUUGUUUUAUUCUUUGGAACAGGGUUAUUACAGAAGGAAGAUUUAAAUAACUUUCCUUGGAGUAUUAUCUUGUUGGCUAUGGGUGGUCUCUCAUUAGGAAAAGCGGUUAGUUCAUCGGGAUUGUUAAAGACAAUUGCUACUGCAUUACAACAUCAGAUCAAGGAUUUCAAUGUAUUUGUUAUUCUCAUUAUUUUUGGUAUUUUGAUUUUGGUUGUGGCAACUUUUGUUUCCCAUACUGUUGCAGCAUUAAUUAUUGUUCCAUUGGUUAAAGAAGUUGGUGAAAAAUUGCCCGAGCCUCAUCCAUUAAUUUUGGUUAUGGGUACUGCGUUAAUCGCAUCUGCAGCUAUGGGUUUGCCAACUUCUGGAUUCCCGAAUGUUACCGCGAUAGGUAUGACUGACGAAGUAGGAAAACCUUACAUUACAGUAAAUACAUUCAUCACUAGAGGUGUACCUGCUUCGAUAAUUGCAUAUUUAUGUGUGGUGACUAUUGGUUAUGGUAUUAUGAAUGCAUUAAGUUUCUAA